Messenger RNA from Erigeron canadensis, 1660 nucleotides. RefSeq names its product E3 ubiquitin-protein ligase BIG BROTHER-like. The transcript has 8 exons. The record is from RefSeq and is a predicted model, not a curated record. Gene Ontology annotation, biological process: negative regulation of organ growth; protein ubiquitination. Gene Ontology annotation, molecular function: ubiquitin conjugating enzyme binding; ubiquitin-protein transferase activity. Bases 430 to 1164 code for a protein of 244 amino acids. NCBI's taxonomy places the organism in Eukaryota, Viridiplantae, Streptophyta, Magnoliopsida, Asterales, Asteraceae.
CGCCUCACAACACAACAGAGACAGACAGACUGAGUACAGAGAGAGAGAGAGAAAAAAAACUAUAUAUAUACAUAUCUCUCUGUAUAUAUCUAUCAUAUAUAAUUACAAAUCUAAAACGAGAUUCACGCCGGCCUCAAAAGAUAGUUCGAGUGACAGAAAGCUUCACGCUCUGUUACUCUAUCUCUCUCUACAUAUAUAUGAUAUAUAUACGUUUAACAAUUAUUUAUGUAUACAUAUAGUUAAGUUAUAUAAGAACAGAAAUUCACGCUGGAAAAGAAGCGAUCAAUGUAUAGGAUUUGUUACAAGUUUUGUUAAUUACCCCUUUACCAGAGUUUCGCAUAAAUUCCAAGAAGCCAUUUGGGUUGUUAAUUAAUGCUCUGUUGCUGGUUAACAGAGCGGUACUCUUGUCCGAAAAACUGGUAUUAACGAAUGAACUGGCAGUUACAGCCUGAAUUCGAUCUAUACUAUAGUUUGAGUCGAAGCUUUAUGGAUUUCUUUGAAGGAUUUACAUAUGACCAUGUCAAUUUCAUCUUUUCUGAUGUUACUUAUCCUCAGGAGAGCACAUACUCUACAAUGAAUACUAAUCCUUACAAGUUUGCGUAUUCUGAACCUGGGAGUUUCUCCUACUAUCAUAGUUACUGUGAUGCAUAUGCAAUCAAUGAGGAGACAUAUGGGGAUAAUGGAUUUACCAGGCAACAGGAAAACACUUCAACCAUGGCAAACGAAAGAAGUACGGCUGUACAUGCCCAACAGAGUUCUCAUGCUGAUCCAGCAGACUGUCCACAAAGUAACCAUAAUUCUGCUGAUUUUCAGGUCGUGUGGGAAGACAAUGUUGAUCCUGACAACAUGACUUAUGAGGAACUGCUGGAAUUAGGGGAGGUUGUUGGAAGUCAAAGCCGUGGUCUAUCUCCAGAAGCUAUUUCUCUGCUCCCUGUUUCCAAGUUCAAGUGCAGUUAUUUCUGGAGGAAAAAAUCAAAGAAUGAAAGGUGUGUUAUCUGUCAGAUGGAAUACAAACGAGGCGAACGCCAGAUAAUUCUUCCUUGCAAACAUAUAUAUCAUGCCGGAUGUGGCAGUCAAUGGCUUGGCAUUAAUAAGGCCUGCCCUAUUUGUUACAAGGAGGUGCUUGUAAAUGCUCCAAAACAUUCAAAAAGAUUUUGUAAGUGACCAUAGAAAAGGAGGGUGGUUUCUUUCAUUAGAUCAAUAUUUCUAAUUUCACUAAUACCAUAGUCGAAUUACAUAAUAUAUUUCUUAUCUUUUCUCUCCAUCUUAGUUAGAAAUGAUUAUCUCGUGUGUUAAAAAAAGUAUUCAGAGUGAUUAUAGUUUGCAUUAUUGUUAUUGCUCGAAUUUAAUUAUCUUUGAGCCACCUUCAUAGAGGCAAAAACCAGAAUAAAAUUCAGUUAGCUAAUUGGUGAUGGUAUCGUGCAUAGUCACAGGAUCACUGACCCAUCCACAAUUUUCGUUCUGGUAUCACCGUACCAGAUCAUGCUACCAAUGCGAUCCAGAUUGUUCCAAGCCUCCUUAAUACAUGACUUGAGUUCCAUAAAAUCAAGUUUCAAAUAUGUUUGGCUCGACAUAUUUAUGUAAAAAAUGUGGUUAGUACGUCUUUGUAACUUGUAUAGUGAUGGUGUAAAUAUAGUUGCAAAAUAAACCAGUUAAGUAA